AUGACUUCGGGCGAUCAGUCCCCAAAGUUAACAUUUAGCAACAGUGAGUUCGCACUCCUUACCAUUCAGGAAAGGUGGCCGAAAAUAUUGUCUCAGUUGAUUGAUUCCAUUUACCGAAAUCGUGAAGUUUAUUGCAGUAAUGCCUGUAAAGAUAUAUCUGAUAAGCUAAAGAAACUGACACGCCAUGUUGGUCAACUGAGAUAUGAUAUUAUGACAAAUAAACCAAUGACACUUUUGUUAUCUGAACCCUUAGGCUCUGCUGAACUGCAACUUUGGAACCAGUUGCUUUCCAACUACGGAGUUAAACAAAAGCCACUGGAAGAUGCAAAUUGUAUGGCCUCAAACGUAUGCUGGUAUGACCUCCCGUGGCUUUUUGCUGAAUGUUAUCUUUAUCGUCGUGUCAUUGAUGUAGUUCUUCAAAGCGGUCUUGAUGAAUUUGACCCGUUUUUCUUGAAAAAGCAGUAUGGUCUCAGAAACUCUGAAGCUUUUAUAACUUCUGUUCUUUCGUCUUUAACACGACUAUCUGAUUUAUCGCCUGAACAGGCAUUCAGCAUCUUUUUACAUUCUUCUUUAUGGGCCAAUGAAUAUGACUUAUCACUUAAUCCCGAUGGUGAAUUCCAGCAAACUGGUUUUGACCAGAUUUCAGACUACAUUAGACGUGCUGAAGAACGAACAGUUGUAAAUGAUAUCGACAUAGUACGCCAAUUUUGUGUAAACUUUUCAGAACGUAUGAGUUCAAAUGGUUGUAAUCGUAAGCUUCGUGUGGUAAUUGUGCUUGAUAAUGCUGGUCCUGAGUUGGUUGCCGACUUGUGUCUCGCUGAAUACUUUUUAGCGAGCGAAUUGGCCGAAUCUGUUACGUUUCAUGGAAAAUGUAUGCCUUGGUUCGUUUCGGAUGUUACUAGUAAGGAUUUCAACUGGUUGCUAAACAUAAACACUUCGAAUUUCAAGGGGAUAGAUGAUGGUCAGCAUAUUCACUGGAUCUCAAAAUGGUCUGAAAUUUGGCGAAAACGCGUCCAUAAUGGCGACUUUCAAUUCAAAACAUCAUACUUCUGGACUCUACCUUGUACAUACGAUGAAAUGGAAGCAUUUGACUCCGUCUUAUAUGAAGAUUUGGCCAAGAAUUAUGAUCUGAUUAUAUUCAAGGGUGAUCUAAAUUACCGUAAACUUUUGGGUGAUCGUCAAUGGAAACCUGAUAAUCCAAUGGAUAAGAUCAAUGCUUUCCGUGGUGUACAGAUUGGUAGAUCAUUGAAGUGUUCAUGUUCAAAAAAUGUUAAUAAUUUGAAAAUUGGUUCUCCUAUUGCUAAUUGUUCAUGUGGUCCAAUGAUUAUAACUCUUCGAGUUGCAAAAUCAGAUGUAGCUGUAGGUUUAGAGAUUGAUUGUUUAACUGAAUUGUUAAAGAAAAACAAAAAUUGGUGGACUAUUGGACAGUAUGGUUUUAUUCAAGUUGUUUCUCCAAUUGUAUAUGAAUCAAUAUCUACUAUGUAA
This is a messenger RNA of Heterobilharzia americana, 1485 nucleotides long. Lineage: Eukaryota; Metazoa; Platyhelminthes; Trematoda; Strigeidida; Schistosomatidae. The record is from the annotation of a GenBank genome assembly.